GGAGGAAGAACAAUCACUGCCGACUGUAGUUUCCUGUCCAACAGCAGCAGCUCUGAAGUCUGAGGCAAACUUGUGGYUGUGAGGGGAGAAGCAACACACAGAAAAGGACACUACAAGCUCAUUCUGACAGAAUAAACACGUUUGGCACGGUUCUGUGGCGAGGUUUAAGCUUGCAGAAAGGCAGCUGAAGACGCGCGUUCCCCCUGCAGAGAGACUGAAAACUUCCCAACAUCUGGUCCGGCGCUGGAGGAGGAGGAGGAGGACCGGGGCGAGCCGAGGAGAGUAGGAGAGAGAGAAGUAUCUCUGCUGAAGAAAAUGCUCUGAAUCCGGGCUUCGUGUGACCUGCCUGAGCCGAGGAGAAAGAACCUUUUCUGACCCGAAAACAACUAAAGAGUUGGGAGAAGGAGGAACUUUUGACAGGGGGACAGAAAGGGUGUUGGAGGAAGGUCCCACCUGAGGAGAUAAGAGAUGAAUAAGUCAUAAAAAAGGAGAAAAGGAAAAGAAACCAAGCCAGAGAGAAAGGCUUCUUCACCUCCUCCCAGAACAGCCAGGCCUACGCCCAUGGACAAGGAGAGGAGCCACACUGCCAUCUCCAAAGAUCCAUCUGAUAAUGAAAACCCUGAUCUGCCAGUUCCCGCUUCACAAACAGCCUCAAACACAGAGAGUGAAAACAGCUGCUCACACCCACCCCCCUGUUCUGGUGAUGAUGUGGCCUACACCUACACUGAGCCCCUAAUAUUGCGGGUCAACGGCACCCCCAAACGGUUGUUAGAUGAUGAUCAUGAUGGAGUCACUUGCAAUCACAAAGCCAGCCUCUCACAUUCAGUACUUCCAACGCCCAAAGGGAGUGUUACAUCGCAACCAGGAGCCAGAUCCACGCCCAUCCAUCCCACGCAGCCGUGUAGGUCUCAGCCCAGCAGCCUGCUGCGCAACGGAGCCAAGAGCCAUGAACACACGCACACCCCUGACACACACUGUCCGCACCACACGCCUCACCUGCACGCACCUCAGUCCAACGCUGUCAGAAACGGCGGCACUCACAGGCACCCGAAGCUGGGCUCCCUCCCGAAAGGCGGCUCGUCCACCUCCUCGUCAUCUUCAGCUGGACCCAAACACAACAGAAAACUGCAGUCGAACCCUUCGAUCACGUCUCAGAGCAGCAAGAAGAGCAAGAGCAGUUCCAAGAGCAACAGCUCGCAGAUUCCCACAGACGGACAGGACGACUGCUGUGUUCACUGUAUCCUGGCCUGCCUGUUCUGUGAGUUCCUAACUCUGUGCAACAUCGUACUGGACUGCGCCACCUGCGGCUCCUGCGCGGGCAACGACUCGUGUUUCUGCUGCUGCUGCAUGUCGGAGGAGUGCGGCGACUGUGACCUGCCCUGUGACAUGGACUGCGGCAUCAUUGACGCCUGUUGCGAGUCUGCAGACUGCUUGGAGAUCUGUAUGGAGUGCUGCAGCCUCUGCUUCUCUUCCUGAGGGCCCUUUGUCUGACACAAACUACUAAGUGGAUGCCUCCCGCACAUUCUCAUUCUCAAGGCCUGCGAACAAAUACAACUGGCUUCUUAAUGCAAAUAAGAAGUGCUACACCCGGUCUGGGUUCAUCGUGAUUUACACUCUGGUGGUGUAGCGGCUCUGCAAUACAUUCAACACCACCUUCAGGGUUUACAAAUCACCAUUUGUGACCUAUUCUUUCUUUAUUUUUAUUGAUCAACAGUAACUUUUCUCUGUUUCGCCAUAGUUGUUGGUUCACAUGUUCGGGCGUGUGGAGCAGAGAAAAUUCCAGCACUGAUCUGUAACUUUCUGCCGGGCUGUGCAGACCGAGCUUUUGGACCCUCGCUGAACUAGCUAUGAUUACAAUGGAACCCCCUAGUGCCAUCUAAAUUACUGGAGUUCUUCAAGCAUGUAAAAUGACCUCUAAAGGCAAAUGAGAAAAUGGCUCCAUUUAACCGGAUUUUAGUGUUUCUGUAGAUAAGAGCAGCAGAAUAAUGGGAAAAAAUGGUCGCUCAGAUCUCUGUAGAAAGCGCCGUCUGUCCUCCUGUCCUUGGCAAGGUUAAAGUCUUCCAGUCUGCGCACAGUGGCCUUUAAAAAAAUAGGAAAGAAAGAAAGAAACAGAAAAGUGGGAGAUGCUGAAUCUGUUUUUGUCCUUGUUGUAUUGUGCAAAAACACAAAACAGACGUGGUGGUUUGAUGCAAUAAUAGAAAUAGACUUUAUUUGUUAUUGUGCAUGUUUUUGUACCUGAACUCUUUGUCCAUCAGCCUGAAUCUACUAAAUGAGAAAUGAGCAUCAAAGAACAAAUGGCUCGUAUAGGAGGGUAUUCGUAAUGACCUCUCCUUAUUUAAUGCUUCAAAUCUUGUUUUCUCAAUCUUUUCUCACCUGGUAAAAACUGGAAGACAUUGUCUCCUUUUUUUGUGUUAAAUACAUUUCAUUUUUCUCUCAAUCUCUUCAUGUGAUGAAAUAGCCUUGGCUUAAGCUUAAGGCUUGAAUUUCCAUGCAGGUUCCUCGCCUUUUGCAAAAAAAAAAAAAAAGAAAAAAGAAAAAGAAAAAGAAAAGAAAAGAAAAGGAAAAAAACUCCAUUAAUCCUUGUUUUGUAGAUUUUAGUUAAGAUAUUUGCAUUUCUCCUCUAAUGUGAAAAAAAGAAAAAUCACAUUUCUGUGUUAUCGGUCUCUGUAAGGCAGACAUUGCUCAGCAUCUAAUUCCUUGAGUGAAAAUCUCAUGAAAUUAUGCUAAGCUAGAUCCACAUGCUUUCUGUAUGAAUGGUACAGUCUUGAUAAGAGGCCUGCUCCUUCAAACACUAUGGCGCAUACUUAUUUUUUUUCUUCAAACCAAUACCUCUUGAGAUGUCGCGUAGAUCAGUGGUGCAUUUUAAAGUGGCUUGAUACAAAUCUCUUCCCUCUUUUUAAAUACUGUUACAGAACUCAUUUUAUUCUUCUAAACAGUAAAGACGGAUCUUUUCUGGACUUUCGUUUUAGACCUUUUACUUUCUUGUGCAUAGAAGGGCUAAUGUGCUAUUUGUGAAACCCUAUUUUAAGGGUUGUAAUGUUACACUUUGACCUAAAGACAAACUAUUGUAGUAUUCAACUUGAUAGCAGAACAUGCAAAAUGCAUUUUGCUGCUUUUACUUUAAUAUUAUAUGUGGAGUUUACCUAAUGCAGCUUGUGAAUCAAACUGGAUGUGUUCCUACUUGUUGGGAUGCUCAAAUUCUGGGGAGUCUUUGAAACAAUUUAAAAAGAGGCUGAUGAAAGGAUAACUUGUUGAAUAAAAAAAGAAAGAAAGGAAAAAAAUGAUUUGUUUGUGCUUAAAAAAGGUGCUUCGUGUUGGGUUCUGUUUUCUGUCACCAGACCAGGAGGACAUAGUGAUAAAUGUCUCUGAUGUGUGUGAACUCAUCUCAUGAAAGCAAAACAAAACAAUAAAAAUGCUUCCUUAACAACAGACAACAAACUUUAUACUAGAGGAUCAUGCAUGUAUGUGCGAUACAUUCAGGUUGCACAAUAAAAAUGGAGCAAAUUUUUAAAAAUGUUUCAUGAAAUAUAUAUUGAAGUAUGAUUUUUAAAUGGUUUAGAUGAGACAUUCUGCACUGUUUACUUGGUUUGGUGACAGUGUCCAAACAUUGAAAUUAUUUAUGAAUUUCAUACACGUCAUCUCUAAAUAUAUGCCUUGCAAAACAUCAAAAUGUUACAUUGAUGCUGGAAAACAAUAUGUUUAGAUUCAGACAUGUUCAGUAUUGAGUGUUUCUGUUAUAAUUUCCUCCACUGUUUAUGAACGUAUUGUGAAUGAAGCAAUGAAACUCACAUACUGAAUUUCAAAAACUGCCUGGGUUCAGUUAUAAGAGAGACUAUUGAUUAUUAUUAUUAUUAUUGAUUGAUUGAUUGAUAAUAGCAGCAGCCCAGCUGAGUUGUUUCGAGAUGCUCCUCCACUAUACAAUGUCAUUUUGUUUACAUGAUCCCAGUUUAGUUUCAGUUGCUGUUCUGGAAGUCGCAUUAAGAUUUCUUUGUUUAAUACUGAAUAAACAAUGUGAACUCCACACUA
Molecule: messenger RNA, 4026 nt
Organism: Austrofundulus limnaeus
Lineage: Eukaryota; Metazoa; Chordata; Actinopteri; Cyprinodontiformes; Rivulidae
Gene: mdfi
Product: MyoD family inhibitor
Exons: 5
Coding region: 562-1476 (304 amino acids)
Source: RefSeq, a predicted model, not a curated record